AUUUUGGCACCUUACGGUAGUUAUGUUAGAAGAAGAAAGAGGGAAAAGGCGUGGGCAGUAAAGCGUAAAAUACGUAGGAAGAGGAAGGCAAUCACCCACAAAACACAAAUAAUUAGUUCAGAGAACGCUUCAACGGCAUUGUUUCCCGGUUCUCAGGUUCUCUCAUGUCUUGUUGUAAUUGAGGAGCGAUUUUGAUUUUUAUUACAAUUUUUUUUUUUGAAUUUGGAGACAAAAAAGUUUUGUUGUUUGUUCGUUUUUUGUUGAUCAAAAGGGAAAAAUAGAGAGGGGGUUGUUGUUUGAAGAGGAGAUCGUGAUUGUAGAACAAAAAUGAGUGCUUCGAGGUUCAUAAAAUGUGUUACAGUUGGUGAUGGUGCCGUUGGUAAAACUUGCUUGUUGAUUUCCUACACCAGCAACACCUUCCCUACGGAUUAUGUGCCCACUGUCUUCGACAACUUCAGUGCAAAUGUCGUCGUUAACGGGGCAACAGUUAACCUGGGGUUAUGGGAUACUGCAGGACAAGAGGACUACAACAGAUUAAGACCUUUGAGUUAUCGUGGUGCAGAUGUUUUCAUUCUUGCUUUCUCCCUCAUUAGCAAGGCUAGUUAUGAAAAUGUGUCUAAGAAGUGGAUUCCCGAGUUGAAGCAUUAUGCUCCUGGUGUCCCCAUUGUUCUUGUUGGAACAAAGCUCGAUCUUCGGGAUGACAAGCAGUUUUUCAUAGACCACCCUGGCGCUGUUCCAAUUACUACAGCUCAGGGUGAGGAAUUGAGGAAGCUGAUUGGUGCUCCUGCUUACAUCGAAUGUAGUUCAAAAACACAGCAGAAUGUGAAGGCAGUUUUUGAUGCAGCCAUUAAGGUUGUUCUUCAACCACCAAAGACAAAGAAAAAGAAGUCAAAGGCACAGAAGGCUUGCUCCAUAUUGUAAUUGUGACAAAGUUGUAAAGAGAAACAAGCCAGCCCUAGUUGGAGCAUUCCGUCACGCGUGCAACUUUUUUCUUUCACAAAAUCAAGCUUUUGAGGAAGCAGGCAGGCAGGCCUUUUUUUAGCGUAUGAUUUCUUACUGAUUGAUUGUACUUUAGGUUCUCUUGUGAGUUGCUUUCUGGCAUUACAUUUGGUUACCCAACCCCACCAUCUAAUUCGUGGUUUUGGUUAAGUCUUUAUGUAUUAAAUAUAAGGUACCAGUUUAGGAAAGGACCCAAUUUUAUCCCCUUAACCUAGCAGAGCAGUUAAAUUCAUUUCUUCACAACUACUUGUUUUGAAGAUAAUUGCCUCUGGCUACAUUUUUUAUGUUUCUUUUUGGUUUUUGUAGUGAAAAGUUAAAUAUGUCGCUCUUUUUGAUACUA
This is a messenger RNA of Spinacia oleracea (spinach), 1339 nucleotides long. RefSeq names its product rac-like GTP-binding protein RHO1. Gene Ontology annotation, biological process: small GTPase-mediated signal transduction. The coding region runs from base 328 to 921 and encodes 197 amino acids. Lineage: Eukaryota; Viridiplantae; Streptophyta; Magnoliopsida; Caryophyllales; Amaranthaceae. The transcript is spliced from 8 exons. The record is from RefSeq and is a predicted model, not a curated record. Gene Ontology annotation, molecular function: GTP binding; GTPase activity.